AUGGUACAAUCGAAGAGUGGACUGGCUGAAUCUGGGUUGGAGGCAGUAGAAACUGGGUCUGGGCUGCUGGCAGUUGUACCAGGGUCUGGGCUGCUGGCAGUUGAACCUGGGUCUGGACUGCUGGCAGUUGAACCUGGGUCUGGGCUGGAGGCAGUUGAACCUGUGUCUGGGCUGGAGGCAGUUAAACCUGGGUCUGGGCUGGAGUUAGAUGAACCUGGGUCUGGGCUGGAGGCAGAUGAACCUGUGUCUGGGCUGGAGGCAGAUGAACUUGGGUCUGGGCUGGAGGCAGUUGAACCUGUGUCUUGGCUGGAGGCAGAUGAACCUGGAUCUGGGCUGGAGGCAGUUGAACUUGGGUCUGGGCUGGAGGCAGUUGAACCUGGGUCUGGGCUGGAGGCAGAUGAACCUGGGUCUGGGCUGCUGGUAGUUGAAUCAUGGUCUGAUCUGAAGGCAGAUGAACCUGGGUCUGGGCUGGAGGCAGUUGAACCUGGAUCUGGGCUGGAGGCAGAUGAACCUGGGUCUGAUCUGAAGGCACUUGAACCUGGGUCUGAUCUGAAGGCAGUUGAACCUGGGUCUGGGCUGGAGGCAGAGGAACCAAAGUCUGUGUUGGCUGUGUUGCAACUGACCAAGCUGACUUUCUUCUUACUAUAA
Messenger RNA from Dreissena polymorpha, 648 nucleotides. RefSeq lists its product as uncharacterized. Bases 1 to 648 code for a protein of 215 amino acids. NCBI's taxonomy places the organism in Eukaryota, Metazoa, Mollusca, Bivalvia, Myida, Dreissenidae. The transcript is spliced from 2 exons. The record is from RefSeq and is a predicted model, not a curated record.